CCUGACUCAUGCUCCUGCUGGAUGGAACUAUGCCGAUCACACCCACACCUCCAGCUGUGCACAAAGGAGAUCGACCUGUGCGAAAAGAGAUGCAUUUCUACUAUGUGGGGGACCACGAGUGGACAACCAUGUUGGGUCAGAGUGUACGUUUGCAGCCGGUGCCCAUCCAGAACUUGUCAGAGCUGGAGCGAGCCCGGUUACAGGAAGUCGCCUAUUACCACCUGGACGAGAGGGACCUGGAUCUCAGGGUCAGCAUCCCCAGAGAAACACGCAAACGGAGAAAAUCUCUACGCAGGAAGUUUGACUCCUUUUCAAAGGAAAAGAAAGAGCGAGAAUCGGACCCGAAGGCGUUCGGCAUCCCGCUCUCCUUGGCUAUCGCAAACGACCAGGCCUACAAACGGCGGCAGGAUGCCCUGAAGGAGAGCAGGCGCGACUGCUUGGACCUGGAGGCCAGCAUCAUGCGCUUCAGGGCCGAGAAGCGGCAGUUCUUCAACGGGAAUAAUGGAGUUCCUGGCUCGCCGUCCGCAAACUCUGUGGCACCGGCGCCGAUUUUUGAGAACCAGAAUAAACCGCUGUCACCAACGUUUUUGGAUAAUACCGGACGAGGACAGAGAAGGGGCGGACUGUCCGUCGACUCCAUUUCCGACCUGGUGGAGAGUCAGUCCCGCCUGUUGGAGGCUCUGCAGCUCUCCCACCCGGCCGAGCUGGAGUUGAAGAAAUCACCAGGCGGAAGCUCAGGGGGAGAAGGGAGGACUCAGACCAAGCUCAGCCUCAACCCCAUCUACAGACAGGUGCCCCAAGUGCUGGAAAGAUGCUGCACUCACAUCGAGAACCAUGGUCUUCAGACUGUCGGCAUUUUCAGAGUCGGGAGCUCCAAGAAGAGAGUGAGACAGCUGCGGGAGGACUUCGACAUCGGGGUGGACGUCCAGCUGGAUGAGGAGCACAGCGUCCAUGACGUGGCGGCGUUGCUCAAAGAGUUUCUCAGAGACAUGCCGGAUCCUCUGCUGCCCAGAGAGCUUUACCCCGCCUUCCUGCACGCCAACCUGUUGAGAGGAACAGACCAGUUGCAGUACCUGCAGCACCUCAUCUACCUGCUGCCUCCCUGCAACUGCGACACCCUGCUGCGACUCCUCACCUUGUUACACACCGUGCAGAGCUUCGCCCAGGACAGCAUAGGAACCAACAACGAGGAGAUCAAUGGUAACAAGAUGACGGCUGCUAACCUGGCGGUGAUCUUUGGGCCCAACCUGCUGCAGAAGGAAAGCGGAGGAGACUCAAGUCCUAAUGCGAUGGGGAUCGAGGACAGCACGUCGAUCAUCAGCGUCACUCUAGUCCUCAUACAGAACUACAGGAGGCUCUUCACGGUGUCUGCAGAGCUGCAGCAGGAAGUCCUGAUGAGUCUAAUCCAGACCGACCCGGACAUAAUCGACUAUCUGUUGCGCAGGAAACUCAGCGGUUGUCAUCUGACGGUGGACAGCAGCAGCGAGACGGGUGGUCGCCGGGAUACAGGGGCGUCUCUGGACUCUGUUGGGGCCUCCAGUGGGAGUCUGUCCCCGCUGGAGCCCCCCUCUCCUCUCUUCCCCCCCGACGGGAGCGGAGGCGAGGGCAGCCUGACCAGCGAGAUCUUCCUCAACGUGCUCAAACUGAACCAGAACAGGAAGCGGCAGGAUACAAGAUACGGUAAAUCCAUCCGACACAUGCGUCAGUUCCACUCCCACCACAACCUGCUCAGCCUGUCCCAGUCCUCCUCCUCAUCCUCCAACUCCAGACUCAACAUUCAAGACUCCGACACCCAGGACCGCAGGGGCCCGUUGGGGUCUGCGCUGAACUAUGCGCUGAGCGGCGGGGGAAGCGGUAGCUGCUCCAGUCUGAGCGGCUCCACUGAGAGCAGCAUCUGGGUGAGGCAGGUGCCGCAGGAGGAGAGCAAGCCGUCACCCGCCGCCAACUUCUGGGACUUCUUCACCGGGAAAGGGUCGAGCUCGGAGACGAUGGUAUGA
Molecule: messenger RNA, 1997 nt
Organism: Scomber scombrus (Atlantic mackerel)
Lineage: Eukaryota; Metazoa; Chordata; Actinopteri; Scombriformes; Scombridae
Gene: arhgap36
Product: Rho GTPase activating protein 36
Exons: 12
Coding region: 9-1997 (662 amino acids)
Biological process (GO): signal transduction
Source: RefSeq, a predicted model, not a curated record